Verticillium alfalfae VaMs.102 is the source of this 1359-nucleotide messenger RNA. RefSeq lists its product as hypothetical. The coding region runs from base 1 to 1359 and encodes 452 amino acids. Lineage: Eukaryota; Fungi; Ascomycota; Sordariomycetes; Glomerellales; Plectosphaerellaceae. The transcript has 3 exons. The record is from RefSeq and is a predicted model, not a curated record.
AUGACCACCAGCAUCAGCAACAGCAGAGAUGGCAGUAGCAGACUGAAUACCGAUACCGAUAACAAAACUGGAGGCAGUGAUGCAGCUAACCCCAAUCUCAGCAACCCGCGAGCACUGCAUGACAGCCAGUCUCAUCUGUCGCCUACCAACAUGGCGAUGUCUGCUCAUGCCUGUUCUCUCGAGUCAUCAGAGGUCGAUGGACAUGUUGAGGGUACGUCUCUUCCUAAGCCUUUGCCACCUGCCUUCCCGCCGCGCCGGCAUCUCAAAGCAUCAUGCACGCAUCCGACCAUGUCGCGUGUCUAUGGUGUCAACCACCGUUGCGAUACAUGUGGGACAUACCCUCCUUUUGGCUGGCUUUACCGUUGCACGCAGGACCGUGAGGAACUCUUGCGCCAAAUGAUUCAUGUCGGGAGUGAGCAAGCUGUAUUCGAUGAGCUGGGAAGGAAGCUCAUCGACCUUGUCAAACCCCGACCCCGCGGCCCCGAGACAAGAAUGGACACCAUCGGCAGCUUCUUCAGCGAGAUCACGCCUGCGCAACUACAAACCUACCGUCCCGACCAGAUCGCUAUCAUCCUGAAGCAGCGCGAAAAUGUCAAAACUGUCCUCCGGCAGGAUGCGGCCAAGAAACAGAACGAGGCCGAGCAGCAACUGUCUGCCUUGCAGGCCAUACGCCACAGCCACUUUGACGCCGUUGAGUUUCGCUCAUCACCUCCCGCUUCGGCGCCCGGACUAGACGAAGUCCGGUGGCAAGAGUUGGAGCGCGAGCGGCCAUGGAUUCCCCACCCUGAGAUGGAGUGUACGUUCAAGGUGUGCCAACAAUGUCGACCGAGCGGCGCCGACCGGAUCUCCAUGAGUCUCGACGGCAUUGUCAAGGGUGAUGUUCCGGCCACGGCAGCCACGGGGUUCGGCUUUCAUAAUUUCGGCCAGCGGCCAGUGUGCGAUGUAUCGGUAGUCGCCAGACUGGGCCUGACGCCGUCUGCGACACGGUUUUUCGAGAACGACGAGUAUGAUGCGCCCGUGGGGUCGUCGGUGAUGGGGACGCCGAGCUCGGAUGGGUACUCGAUGACCAACCUCGACGAUCUCAUGGCACGGCAAGAACAGCAGUUCCGGGAAUGGCAGCAGCUGAGGCAGCAGGGACGUAGCGAAGACAGCUUUGCCAUCCUUUCGCCCAACGGAAAGGGCCAUCUACCACGCUCGCCAGGCUCACCGGACCUGAAGCACGCGGCGGAUACGGACAUGGAAGUGCACGAGAUGAAGACAGGCGAGUUUGAGUCGGCCCCACUUGUGGUCGACGACGGCAUUGCGGUGCUCGAGGAGAGCCUAGAGCUGCACGUACCGGAUGUUGUUACCCAGGUUUAA